Ornithorhynchus anatinus (platypus) is the source of this 1000-nucleotide messenger RNA. It is a transcript of the gene CDK5R1, whose product is annotated as cyclin dependent kinase 5 regulatory subunit 1. Gene Ontology annotation, cellular component: cytoplasm; protein kinase 5 complex. The coding region runs from base 27 to 920 and encodes 297 amino acids. NCBI's taxonomy places the organism in Eukaryota, Metazoa, Chordata, Mammalia, Monotremata, Ornithorhynchidae. The record is from RefSeq and is a predicted model, not a curated record. Gene Ontology annotation, biological process: activation of protein kinase activity; positive regulation of cyclin-dependent protein serine/threonine kinase activity; brain development. Gene Ontology annotation, molecular function: protein kinase binding; cyclin-dependent protein serine/threonine kinase activator activity. The transcript has a single exon.
GGGCGGCGGGGCCGCCGGCGGCCGCCAUGGGCACCGUCCUGUCCCUGUCGCCCGGCUACCGCAAGGCCCCGCCGUUCGACGACGGCAAGGGCGCCAAGGACAAGGGCCCCAAGCGGCCCUCGCUCAUCUCCGCGCUGCCCUGGAAGCGCCUGGUGGCCGCGUCGGCCAAGAAGAAGGGCUCCAAGAAGGCGCCGCCCGCCGCCGGCUACCGCGACAACGUCACCCACCUCAACCAUGAGAACCUGAAGAAGUCGCUGUCCUGCGCCAACCUGUCCACCUUCGCGCCGCCGCCCGCCCGCCCGCCGCCCUCCCCGGCCUCGGCCGACGAGGCUCCCGCCGCCGCCGCCGCCGCCGCCGCCCCCGAAAACGACCCCCGCGCCGCCGCCGCCGUCGCCGCGCCCCCCGGGACCCCCAAGAGGGUGGUGGUGCAGGCGUCGACCAGCGAGCUGCUGCGCUGCCUGGGCGAGUUCCUCUGCCGCCGCUGCUUCCGACUGAAACACCUGUCCCCCGCCGACCCCGUCCUCUGGCUGCGCGGCGUCGACCGGGCCCUGCUCCUCCAGGGCUGGCAGGACCAGGGCUUCGUCACCCCCGCCAACGUGGUCUUCCUCUACAUGCUCUGCCGGGACGUGGUGUCGCCCGAGCUGGCCGCCGACCACGAGCUGCAGGCCGUCCUGCUCACCUGCCUCUACCUGUCCUACUCCUACAUGGGCAACGAGAUCUCCUACCCGCUCAAGCCCUUCCUGGUGGAGACCUGCAAGGAGGCCUUCUGGGACCGCUGCCUCUCCAUCAUCGACCUCAUGAGCCCCAAGAUGCUGCAGAUCAACGCCGACCCGCACUACUUCACCCAGGUCUUCGCCGACCUCAAGAACGAGUGCCACCGGGACGAGCGGAACGGGCUCCUGACCGGCCCGGACCGGUGAACCGACACGCCGCCGGCCCCUCUCCCCGGACCGGUCCCCCCCCCCCCGCCCCCGCCCGUCGUCGCCGUCCGCGGCCCCCG